This is a messenger RNA of Ostertagia ostertagi, 306 nucleotides long. The record is from the annotation of a GenBank genome assembly. NCBI's taxonomy places the organism in Eukaryota, Metazoa, Nematoda, Chromadorea, Rhabditida, Trichostrongylidae.
AUGAACGGUGGACCGGCGGUGUGCUCGAAGAAUUCUUCCGACAAGGUGAUCUCGAGGCAUCAAUGGGAUUGCCCUAUUCUCCGCUUUGUGACCGACAUACAAAGAAACUCAUCGGUCACUCCGUCAAAUGCGAUUCGUCGUCUUCCGCUCAGCUACUGUGGUAAACUAGAAAUUCCUACACCAUGGAUGAAAUUCCUGCACGACAACAAGGCCAGCUGGAAGGAACAAGAGGAGGAAAGGAAGAAAGCCGAAGCCGAAAAAGCCGCUCUUGGCAAUGGGAAUGAUCAAGAGAAUGGCGAAUCCUAG